GUUAUCACCAGCAGGCCGCCACCUGAGUCUGCAUGAAAUUUGCAGAUAUUGUAAAUUUUACAUUUCUUUAGCUAAGGAAGAUGCAGGACAAGUAAAUAAGUGAUUAUUUAAUCGUUUUGAAUGUGAGAUCGUACACAUACACGAUGUCAGACCUUGAAAGUGAUACGUAGCACGUGCAACGAGGGAAGCCAAGCUCAAAAAUCAUCAAUGAGUUCAUAAAAUGGUAUAGCAAAACGUUCCAAGAUGACGGAUAACAACGAGAUAAUCAGCAGUCUAAAGCUGGAGCCAGAACUUGGAGGAAGCGAUGGAGGGGGAUGCCUCAGCUGUUCCAGCCUGCGGAAGAGACUACAGACAUGCCGCGAGUGGGUGAAGUUUUACCACGUGAAGCUCGAACAGCAGGACAAACUCCUUCACAUUGUGGCAGAUUUUGAGAGAGAAAAGCAGCAAAAUAUGGAGCUGCAGAUGGCCUUUGACCAAAGAACCCGUGAAGCAUCCUUUGCUCGGGAACAGAUGGCAAACUUAUUAAUGGAAAUCCAGCCACUAAGGGAAAAGAUUAGCACUUUGGAGAAAGAACUAGACGAUGAGAAGAAAUUGAAAGAGUCUGCAGAAAACCAAGUGAUUGGCUUGAAACACAUGAAGGAUCAGCAGAGGCACCAGAUUGAUGCCAUGAGAGCUAAAGUCGACAUGAAUCUCAUUGAAGUACUGGAAAAGAAACUGCACACAGCUCGCAGUGAUAUUAAACUCUUGAGGUGCUCCCUGGAUGACAAGUCUCGUGAGGUGAGUGAGCUGAAGGAGUUUCUGCAGGACCGCCGCGACCACUUCCUCCGCAACCAGAAGAAGACGGCCUGGAGUCUCCGCCUGGCCCAGCAGUACGGCUCCCGCCUCGCUGAUCUCGGUGUGCACCCUGACGAGCUAACGGAGGAGCCAUCAUGGACAAGAUUAAUGUCCCUCCUGGAGCUGAUACAAAGCCAGCUUCAUUCCCAUUACCAGGUUUACAGGAGAAAGGAAAUUAAAACUUUGAAGGAAAACCUAGUGGCUAUUGCAUUACUUCCAAGCCAGGAGGAAUGGCUGAAAGAUUUUGAUGAUGACCAGGCCAGUGAUUAUGACAGUUUUGAGCCAAAAAAGAUUAAGAAGGAGCAGAAACUGGUAGAUGAAGCAAAAAAGCUUGAGGAAUUGUUACAAAUGGAAGAAAAGUCCAAGGAGGAAGCAGGCCAACAGAGAUGGAAUGCAGAACAGAAUCAGGCAGAUGGGGACUGCAGCUCAGGGUCAGAUGAGUCCUGUGUAGAGAUAACACCACUAGUGAAAGAGGAAUCAGAUACAAAUGCCUGUGAGAUCAAAAGGCAGAAGAAGCCAGUGGAAGAUAAAGCCAAAGAUCAUAACACAAGGAAUGAUAAGUCUGAAAACCAUAAAAGAAAAGGCAGAAACAAGAAUGAUGAUAAGAAAAAGUCAUAUUGUAAGGGAGAAGAAGAGAGUCACAGAAAAGAGCGUUUAAGAACAGUGAGCAGUGAUGCAGGGAAGAUAAAGAAAUCAGACUGCCAAGUGAAUGAAGCUAAGCCAAAUGAAUAUUUUCAACCCUCAGUCUGUGUUGACAGAUCUGUUAAUGUACAAAGCCCUUCUGAAGACAUACAAAUCCUUAAGGACAAAAAAGUAAAUGAGCAUACUGAUAGAUUAGCUGAACCUGCAAAGACAGAAGUCAGAAAAGACAGUCAGAAUGAUUUGAUGGACUUCAAUGAUUUUCCUCUCCAUGUUCAACGAAUGAGUGAGGGGGAUGACCCUGUCAUGGCCAUACUAAAGGAUAUGAAGCCACAUGCCAAAAUUGACUGUUUAGAUGAUAGCUUUUCCUUUGGAGAAUCAGAGAUGUUUCCAGUGGAGAUUCAAAAUGAAAAUCCAAUAGAUUUUCAGAAUCCCCAUGGUUUAACUAGAGUGCAUGAAGAUCUAGAAUUACUUAGUGAUUCCUAUGAUGAUACAUUUGAUAGACCAAGGAAACUUUUGACUCAAGAGUCUCAAGGAUUUCUGAUUGAUUCAUGUGAACAAAGCAAGAGCUCUCUUAUGAGCCAGGAAGUUUUUACUGAGAAUUCUCCAGAUGAUGAGGUUGAUGUCAAACCAGUGGAGAGUUUAAUGGGUCGUAAUUUCCUUUCGUCCCAGGGAUUCUCCUUUGACAUGGAUGAAGUUAGUGGAAAUUCAGAAGGUAAAGAUGAUAAAGAAAACAGAGAGACUGAGAAUUGCCUUGAAAUAGAAAAAGUAGGUUCUAAAACAGAAAAGCAUUCACAGACAGAUACAUGGGACUUGAACUUAUCUGAAGACGAUGAACAAUGCAUGUCAAAAUAUUCAGAGCAAAAUGGCCAAAUAGACUCUGGUAAUACUAAUACUGACACUAUAAGCAAGGUUGAAAAUGGAGAAGAAUUUGUUGCCAAGAAACGUAGCACUCUUGUUGAUGAUUGUAAGGAGUCGCACAAAGAAGGGGAAGAGCUGGUGGAAGAAGACAGAAAUUCAGAACUUGAUGAAGAUGGUAUGCAUACCCAUAACAGCAUAGCAACAAUAGACUGUGGACUGAGAAAAUCAUCAAUACAGGAAACAUUGAUUAGAAGACCUUGUUCAAGAGAUGCAAGCAGUAAUUCUAUAGAAGCAAACUCAUUAGAUAUUAAACUGCAAGAAGAUAUAUUAAUCCAAGAACCUAUGAAGCCUAGUGAAAAAAUAAUGGAACACAGUUUAAGUAAUGACCAGAGGUCUCAACAGAGCUUGCAAGAAAAAAGUAGUGUUUCUGCAGGAUGCUGUGUAUCAGAAGGAGAAAACAAUAGUAAUGGGUCAUUGUCUAAACAUCCUCAACAAAUAUUGGAUCAAAAUGUAAGCCAGGAAAGCACAAAAAUAUCCUUGCAUGAGGAUGGAUUAUGUUCAAAUUCCAUACAUUCUGAAGAUAUGAAAGAUAUGGAAGAGAGUAGAUGUGCAAAACUGAGGACAAGUUCAGAAAGCAAUUCUUCAGAUCAUAGCUGGUUGUUAUCUUCAGAAUCUGAUGAUGACAAGGAUUUAAUGCACAAGAAGCAUGUUCACCCAAAGAUUUUACCUAGGAAGAGCAGCACCAGCAUUAUUGCAGUAGAGGUGAACAAAACCACAAAAAUAAAUUCUAAAACUGAAGAAAGAAGAAACUGUGAAGAGACACAAAGUCAGAUUGAUAAUGGAGGAGACAAGGAGGAGGAAACUAGUCAAAAACUGACAGCUGGUGUGGCUCGUGACAUGGAGUUACAGGAGAAAAUAAAUGACCAUGACUCAGGUUCCAGCGGUAAGCAUAACAUCGGUUUUAUGGCAGGUCGGAAGGUGCAGCUGGUUAAUAAGGAUCAGCUGGUACAAAAUGAUGGCUCUGGAAGUAAUGAUUGUAGUGACUUAACAUGUGCAGAUAUGGUUGGAAACAGACAGUUAUUCUCUAAUAGCAUAUCAGCUGGUCAAAGUACAAGUUCUGUCAGCACACUCUUGGAAGACUGUUCAUCAGAAAAGGUCAGUAAUAUGACAGAAGGAAUCAAUAAUAUGACAGAUUUAAAAAGCUUAAAGACAGAUUUGAUACAAGAAAACUCUCAUAACAAUCCCCAAAAAGAUGAUGGUGUCAAAAGUGAAUUGAACUCUGCAGAUGAAAGGAGAAUAUUAAGAAACAGCAGUAGUAGUAAUUGCAGUGAUUCUGAGGGCCAAUUUGUAGAGUGCACUUCAGAGAUAACAAACCAGAAUGGCUGCAUACAAAAAUCAAGUGAAGAUGAAAGUGAGUUGUCGUCUGAACCCAGGGAAGAGAAAUCCAGUGCACACUGCCCAGUUACUAACAGGAUAGAAAGUGAUAUAGAAAUAGUGUGCUCUAAUAGCUCUAAAGUCUGUUUGAGUAAAAAUGUCAGGCAGUCAAGAGAGCCCACAAAUAAACAAAGGAGUACUGUUACAAGGAAGACAAGUUUGAGAAACACCAAAAAUGACAGUACAGUUACAGAUUCUUUCAACUUAGAAGACACAAAAUGCAAUACACAUCCCUCAGGGACCAAAAUGACUCAUCAGAAUGUCCAACUUAUUAAAGGUAACUUUCUUCAUUCAUCAACUAAUGACACUUACAAUACUGAAAUGACACUAGAGAAAGAUAAGCUCUGCACAAAAUUAGAGAGGGAGAAGGAGGCAACACCACACAUUAUCGCUCAAAGAAAUGAAUCAGAAAAAAUAAAGAUCUCUUCUGAGUUAGAAAACUUUACUGUAAAUAAAGAUAUCAAGAUUAAUGAUAACUCAGAGAAUGACAAUGGAAAUACCAAGACUAUAGCUACUAGUGAUGCAUCUAUAUGUAGUGCAGAUACUGAUACCACUACCAAUGUUGUCUCUCCUAUCAACUCACUAGUAGAGAAUGUUGCUGGCACAAGUGAUGCAAAUGCAGCAAUUAAUACCAAAAAUAUGACCCGGAUAUUAGAUAAUGAAACUAUGAAUAUAGAGAAACAAUUAGAAGUUGAGGAAACUAUGAAACAGAAACUUAAAGCUGUAGAUAAAGAAUUUAAUGAGGAAAGCACUUUAAAGACAAAAGAUGAGAUUGUUACCACUAAGAAACCUGUAGAUCACAUUAAAGAAGGAAGAAAUUUGGACACACCCAAGGAAAUGGUAGAUGCUGGGGAUACAAAUCAAAAGUCAUUACCACGUAACCCACAAAUGGCUGGUGUACGUUUCAGUUGGGGGAAAAACAUGCUGCAAUGUCAAAAAAUGCCUUCACAUAGUAAUAACGUUGAAUUCAUAUUGCAAAAGAAAAUUACUCGUGAGAUUCCAAAUGCUUGUGAUCAGCUAAAAGCUAAUGUAUUCUCUCUAGAAAUACGAAAUUCAAGGAGACGUCAGGUCAGACCUUCCAUGCGCGAAAUGCAGAGUACUUGUCUUGGUACAGGUGAUAGAAGAGACAUUGAUAUUAAAAAUAAAGUUCAGCAUAAUAGAAAAAACACCGAUAUGAAUGGUGAUAAACAAGGGAAGAAUUUGUUGGAAGAGAGGAACAAAUUGCCACAUAAAAGAACAACUGAGCGGGGAAGUAAAGAAGCAUUAAGUAGUCUUGGUAAUAGCGCUGUUAUGUCCACACAGGAAAAGAGUCAGAGAACAGAAGAGCCUAAAAAAUCUGUUUUAAAGAGAUUGAAAGCCUCACAAAGCCUUUUUUCAAGUGAGAGCAGUGGUGCAGAGGAAGCAUCAGCACCAUGUGUGAGAAAAAGACGAAUCAUGAAAAAGAAAAGAAACCAAAAAAAUAAAUUUGAUAGUGAUAGUGAGGAGGCAGAAAUCACUAAUGAAGUUAGUCAGAAGAGUAGUAGAAAAGUCAGCAGAUUUGGGAGAAAAUCAGAGAGAGACCAAGGCAGAAAAAGUACAAAGAGUGACAACACUGAAUCCAGUGUUAGUAGCAGAACCUCACCUUGUGUUGUAAAGAGGCUGAAGAGAGAUUCAUCCAGUUCAAGCUAUGGAAAUAUAAGAACAUCAGUAAGUGAAAGUGAUGUCACUUCUCCAAAGCAACUUUCAGUCAGUUGUAAAGAUAAUGGAAAAGAUACUUUAAGCCACCAGAGCUCAGCAGCAAAUAAAGAGGAGCUGCAGAUUGUAAAGAAUGAUAUCUCAUCUGAUUCAGAAGCAUUGAAGGAUGAUGAGGGACACUUCAAAGGAGAACACAGAAUUUCCACAGUUGUGUCCAGUGAAAGUGAUAAUACAGAAAUAGAAUGUAAAGAAGGAGAACAAAGAAAGAAGAAGAGAGCCAUAGAAGUAGAAAAAUCUUACAAAAAUGAGCCACAUAUAAAUACUUUGGGACAGGUAAAGAAAAGCUUGGUUAAUGAGAACUUCAAAAAGGUGACGCAGCCAAUUCAGAAUUCUAAAAAAGCAAAAUUAGAAGUAUCAAAGUGUCUACAGAAUAUUUCAUCUCAAAGUCAGGAUGUUGGAAUAGCUGAAACAAAUUCACUGGACACAGGAAUGAAACAAAAAAAUUUAUCAGUAAAAAAGAAAAAUUGUCCUACAACUUUUGAACAGGCAGCUCGGAUAGCUUCCACACUAAAGAGACACCACUCAGAAAUCCAAGAAAAGAAGCGCACUGCAAUUCUACUUGAUACAACUCCUCAAUUUGGUGUUAAGCGAUCCAGAAAAGAUCAUAUGCUGGCAAAAGUAAGCUCUGAAGAAGAUAUGCAAAGUAAGACACAGUCUGAGAUGGUAAAGAAAGAGCAAACAGUUGCUUACAAGUCAAAAGUGUUUUGCACUAGCAGUUCAGAUGAUGACUCAGAUACCAAUAAGAAAAAUGAUUCUCUAGUGGAAAAAAACAAAUCCAAGGAGAACCAAUCACUUACUCAGCCGUCUGUGAGUGAUUCAACCAUGAAAGCUACUGUCACACCUCACCCAGGCCUAGUCAGCUCACUUGCCAAACUUGGUACUCUGGACAGACCAAAAACUCUUCCAAAGGCUAAAACAGUUCCUAACACUAGUGUACCUGCAUCUUCAGACUUUAUUGAAAAAUUAUUUUUUAUUCAGAGAUCUCAAACUAAUGACCGUAUCCUUCAGUGUCAACCAAAGGAUACUGCUGUUGGUGGCACACAAGGUAGAGAAGAAUCGAACGUUGAGUGCAUGCCUACCUCUGAAAAUCAAAGUACAGUCCAAGUUCCCAUUAUACAGGACCCUUGUACCAGUACCCAGCAGCAGAAAGCAAAGAAGCUGGUGAUAUGUGAUAGACAGACCAAAGAAGAACUAAUGACCUUUGGGAAAACCAGUAUAAAUAAUGUUUCAGACUCAAAGGAACCUGUAACACUCACAAAAGAAAACAGUGCCUUGUCAACCCAACUAAUAGAAGGAGUGAAGCACAAAGAAGCUCAGUCUCAAGAUUGUCAGGAGAAUGAGAAGAAAGAAGAAGCUCAAAAGUAUGACAUGGCAAAAAACACAUCAGGACCUCAGCAUGAAUCGUAUGUCAAGCUGCUCCCGUCUACAAAAAAAUCUCUGAGUGAAGAAAAAGAAAAUGAGUUGCGCAGUAUUGUUGAAGAGUUGGCGACCUGUAACAUUAACGGCAAAGAUUGGAAAAGACUCAUAAACAAGUUGAAAAGGUUGGCUGUGUCAGCACCAGCAUCCCAAAUUAUCAGAGUAUUCCUGUGGGCAAUUUUGCAGCAGAAUCCCCUGCAGGAGAAGAAAGUAUUACAAGGACUGACUCCAACCCUGUACCAGCUGUUCCAGGCUCUGUGUGUGUUAGAGAUUCAGCUGGGCCUGUCUUUAAGGACAGCCCUAAGUAACUCCAUACGUGCUCUUGUAUGCCAACCAUCCUCUCACCUACGUCCUCAUAGUUUAGGGUGUUUGGCAGCAUGGUAUGUUGCCAAUUUAUCAGCUAGCAAUAAGGAAGAUAAAGAGAUCCUGCAGCUAGGACGGGCAUUCCUGGUUGAUCUGCUGUUUCAUCACCCUGGAACAGUUCACUUGGCACUGUACUUAGCACUCACCUCUGGACAGAAAUUUCUCAUCAGAAUGGUUAACCAUAGAGAGGCGAGUGGGAUUGAAAAGGUGCUACAAUGGGUUGCCUUUCAUGGAAUUUGGAUGGGAACAGAAAGUGUCCGCAAUCUGCUGAUUAAGUACCUGACUGAUCGGAUAGGUGUGCAUAACCCUCCAGCUAAUGAUCUUGCAGUCCUUGUGAAAGAUCUUCUUUCAAAACUUGGGGAGUCAACAAAGAUAGCAAUAUCAUGUAAUCUGCUGACCGGCAUUAUGAUAUUAGCUCGCUGGCAGGGAAAACCAUGGAUACAGAGUCAUCUUUUGCCAGCUGUAACAGCACUCAUUAGUCAAGAAUCUGAAGGUGGGAAAGAAGAACAGGUGGAAGAAGUUCCAAGACAGUUAUUUGAUAUUUUAACGGAUUCUCUUGGUAAACUAAAUGGAAUUUUCUCAAAAGAUGCAACAUCAGCUGAUAAUACCAAGCUCGGAUGUGAAUUGCAGGAGCUAAAGUCUGCCCUCACAAGACUUUUACACUUGGCUUGGGGAGACAUGAAGAUGAAACCUAGAUAGGGUUCAAGAAUAAUGUGCUAUGUAUUUAUUGAUGUGAAAGUAUUAGUGACAGAGUGUUAUUUUAGUGGUGUGUAUAUUUGGUGUUCAUAUUGUGUGCAAGAAAAAAACAUUUUAUUUGAAUUAUAUUUUUGUAUGAAUUCUGUAGAAAACUAUUGGAGAGAGAAGUGCCAAAGGAUUUUGUAUUAUAUUCACAUUAUAUUACUGUAUUACCCUUACAUAGACACAGUGAGUGUGUAUGUGAGGUUGGAAGUAUCACCCAACAAUUUUAGAUAAUGAAAGGGCAUUUCAGGAUUGCCUUAUAUAUAAUUUAUUUAAUUUCUGUCUAAGUUUAGUUUUAUGUUUUACAAAUAUAUAUGAAAAUGUGUGUGUUAGUAUACACAUAAAAUUAAAAGCAUAAGAUAUUUAUUGCAUAGAACUUACAUGCAGUGGUCAUGAAAAUGGCCAAUAAAUGUAAAGUAUAAAAUGCAUGAGGCACUAGUGCCAAUAAGUAUCAAUAAAAUUGUUAAGUUUCA
Messenger RNA from Penaeus chinensis, 8492 nucleotides. Its product is annotated as centromere-associated protein E-like. Bases 244 to 7980 code for a protein of 2578 amino acids. Lineage: Eukaryota; Metazoa; Arthropoda; Malacostraca; Decapoda; Penaeidae. The transcript has 14 exons. The record is from RefSeq and is a predicted model, not a curated record.